Lecanosticta acicola is the source of this 1034-nucleotide messenger RNA. The record is from the annotation of a GenBank genome assembly. NCBI's taxonomy places the organism in Eukaryota, Fungi, Ascomycota, Dothideomycetes, Mycosphaerellales, Mycosphaerellaceae.
AUGGGCUCGAUUCAAGAACCAGUCCGCGGGCUCUUCCGCUUCGCAGUACCUGACUUCUCUGUCCCGGCAGAGGAUCGUAUGUUCUAUCCAUCGCCAGCUUCGAAGGAAGUCUCAGACCAAAACCUGGAGCUGCACGAUUUUCGCACAUCCAACGAGAUCGUGAAAGGGCCGAGGGGUCUCGAUAUACAAGGAUUUACCUACGUUGAGCAUCAGUCCGCUCUUGCUGAAGAUGCGUGGUUCGCGGAAGGCAACAUUGAAAAUGUCUAUGUUGCAGAGUGCAUAGGUCUCAUUCUCAAUGCGACAGGAGCGAGUCGAGCUAUCGUCGAUGGCAUCAGCUUUCGCCGCAAGUCGCCCCAAGAUCAGGAUAAUGACCAAUUCUACAUGUUGAAACGAGGUUGUGACCUCGACGUCGCAGUCUCCAAAAUUCCACGCGGCGUAAUGAGAGGUACUACGAUCAGUCAGUCUUCUAGUCAAAGCUGAUGCUUAACGUGAUAGUUACUGGUCGACAAGCUGCUACGAGUUUGCAGCCCUCCCGCGCCUUUCACGUCGACUAUUCCGUAAAGGGCUUGCAAGAUACUGUACGAUGGUGCCGCAAGGACAUUGUAGAGGUCGCCAAGCCAACGAUCGAUGCGGAAGACGCUGGGCUGUCACCUAGAUAUGCAGCAUACAGCAUUUGGCGUCCACUGAAAACGGUCACGAAGGAUCCUAUCGCGGUGCUGGAUUGGAGAACGGCGGACAAGUCGGAAUUAGUGGCCGCAUCAAGUCGCGCACUUAGCGGUGUUACUGAAGAUGGGGAGUACAUUCGUGAAAGUCUGAUAGCGACACCACCGAAGAAUCCGAAAUCGCAAACAUGGUACUGGAUGCCAGAACAAGAGCCGCAUGAGGUUCUCAUUAUCAAGUUCUCGGAUACAGGAGCUGUCAAGGACGGCAACAUCGCACGACACUGCGUCCACGGUUCGCCAAAGCUGAAUGGCACGGAAGGAUUGCCAGACCGGGAGAGCAUCGAGUGCAGAAUUCUGGCGUUCUGGGACUGA